AUGGGGGGCAAAUCAGGCACCAAAGCUGUCUACUUCGACAAGCUCAAGGGCUUGCUCGAUGAGUACAAGUCCAUCUUCAUCGUCAGCGUCGACAAUGUCUCGUCGCAGCAGAUGCACGAGAUCCGCAGUAACCUGCGAGGCGAAGCGGUCGUGCUGAUGGGAAAGAACACCAUGGUCCGAAGAGCGCUCAAGGGUUUUAUCGCCGACAGCCCCGAGUACGAACGUCUCCUGCCUCAUGUCAAGGGCAAUGUUGGCUUCAUCUUCACAAAUGGUGACCUGAAGACCACUCGCGACAAAAUUCUUUCAAACCGAGUUGCCGCUCCCGCGCGUGCUGGCGCUGUUGCCCCCGCCGAUGUCUACGUCCCAGCCGGAAACACUGGCAUGGAACCCGGCAAGACCUCCUUCUUCCAGGCCCUCGGUGUCCCUACCAAGAUCGCCCGUGGUACCAUCGAAAUUACCACAGAUCUCAAGUUGGUCGAGGCCGGCGCGAAGGUCGGGGCCUCCGAGGCUACCCUGCUCAAUAUGUUGAACAUCUCUCCUUUUACCUACGGCAUGAAGGUGCAACAAGUGUACGAAGAGGGCAACUCGUUCUCGCCAGAUGUGUUGGAUAUCGAGGAAAGCCAGUUGCUGAAGGCCCUUACCUCGGCCAUCACGACCAUCACGACCAUCUCACUUGCCGCUAACUAUCCUACUCUGCCCUCGAUCAUCCACAGCUUGAUCAACGGCUACAAGAAGGUCAUCUCUGCUGCUAUCGAAAUCGACUACGAGUGGGACGAAAUCCACGAGCUCAAGGAUCGCAUUGCCAACCCCGACGCCUAUGCAGCGGCGGCUCCCGCAGCGGCUGCGGCCACAACCGAGGAGGCCGCGCCUGCAGCCAAGGAAGAGGAAAAGGAAGAGGAGAAGGAAGAGUCCGAGGACGAGGGCUUCGGUGGUCUCUUCGACUAA
This is a messenger RNA of Cladophialophora carrionii CBS 160.54, 945 nucleotides long. Its product is annotated as 60S acidic ribosomal protein P0. The coding region runs from base 1 to 945 and encodes 314 amino acids. Gene Ontology annotation, molecular function: large ribosomal subunit rRNA binding; structural constituent of ribosome. Gene Ontology annotation, biological process: ribosomal large subunit assembly; ribosome biogenesis; cytoplasmic translation. The record is from RefSeq and is a predicted model, not a curated record. The transcript has 4 exons. Lineage: Eukaryota; Fungi; Ascomycota; Eurotiomycetes; Chaetothyriales; Herpotrichiellaceae. Gene Ontology annotation, cellular component: cytosolic large ribosomal subunit.